Venustampulla echinocandica is the source of this 2226-nucleotide messenger RNA. Its product is annotated as Carboxylic ester hydrolase. The record is from RefSeq and is a predicted model, not a curated record. Lineage: Eukaryota; Fungi; Ascomycota; Leotiomycetes; Helotiales; Pleuroascaceae. Bases 1 to 2226 code for a protein of 741 amino acids. The transcript is spliced from 7 exons.
AUGCUAAGCUUCGACCGAGCCAAUCCGGAUAGUAACACCCUAAGCUUCUGUGGCCGCCCUGAGCUUGGAGAGGAUCGCCAAUUCAAGAAAAUUGCUGCGCGGGGUCUAGCAGCUGCAUUCAGCACUGAAUCGAAGCCGAUCUGCGUGCAGAUGAUCAUUGUUGUCGAUACUCAUAUGAUGGACACUCGUGAUGCAGCACUGGAUACCGCCGCGACUGCACGCCGAUCGAUCUCAUCGCCAUGGCCUGGUGCCCAGAGCCCAAGAUGCGAAGUGGGGCCAUCGGAGUCGUGCCUAGGCCGAACCCCUGAAGGGGCGCGAGGGAACAGCGCCUCAAUCCCCCACCCUAAUCCUACCGAGGAGAUUCCUGCCAUGAAGGAGUAUUCACGCUGGAGAAGCCUAUUGUGGGUGAAGGGUGAAGUAGUGAGGAUCCAGUCACCUGCUGAGCAGGUGUUGCCUCUGCCCGGACAUGGAUCAGAUGAUGCCAAAUCUGAGCUUGGCCCCUGGUGGGCCAAAUCAUCAUAUAAACCGAUCCGUUCCUUUCACUUAAUUUUUGAAAAGCUUGGUUUCCUCGCCUCUACUAAAACUCGCACUAUUUGCCUAGCCGUUGGCAUACUGUUAGUUAUGUUGUUAACGACUGCACUUACCGCCGUGCUUCUGCUUGGUCAGGCUGGACGAUCUCGCGCAGAUGUUGAUUUGACUGUUGACUUGGGAUAUUCCAAGUACCGUGGUUUCAAUGGCCCGAAUGGCGUCAGUCAAUGGUUCGGUAUCCGAUACGCCGCCCCUCCAGUGGGCGAUUUAAGAUUCAGAGCGCCGCAAGACCCAGCCAUCAAUACCGCGGUGCAAGAAGCAAACAAGCAUGGUCCACUUUGCCAUACUUCACCCUCGAAUUCGCUCGACACCAGCAAGCAGGAAGACUGUCUCUUCCUCGAUGUUUAUGCACCGAGCGCCGGCAAAGGAAAGCAUCCCGUGCUAGUAUUUUUCCAAGGAGGCGGAUUCAACGGUCUUGCGAAUCCAAACCAGGAUGCAACCAGUCUUAUUAAGGCUGGUGACCACGAUAUGGUGGUUGUUACAUUCAACUAUCGCUGUGGCCCGUAUGGGUUCUUGGCCAGCAAAGAGGUGAAGGCAGAUGGAGCCCUCAACGCCGGAUUGUUGGAUCAGAGAAAGGUCCUUCAGUGGGUGCAGAAACACAUCCACCUGUUCGGGGGAGAUCCCAAGCAUGUAACCAUUGCAGGCGGUUCAGCAGGCGGAGCAUCCGUCAAACUCCAUCUGACAGCCUAUGGCGGCCGCGACGACAAUCUAUUCCAUGCUGCUGCUGCGGAGAGUCAAUCCUUUGGUGUUGAACUGACCGUCGAAGAAUCUCAAUACCAAUACGACGCACUAGUGAAGCGGGUUAAGUGCGACACCGCGGCCAACACCCUUAAGUGUCUCCGAGGUGUCAGCAUCAAGACCUUAGCAGAGAACAACCCCAACGUCAUCAGCCCCGGUGGAGGAGGCGGGACCCCGCUGUACAUGUGGUCAAGUACCAUGGACGGGGUCUUUACACCGAAUUUCACUUACAAUCUUAUUUUGCAAGGGAAAUUUGUCAAAGUCCCUGUGAUCUUCGGCGAUUGUACAAAUGAAGGCACAGUCUUCACCCCGAAAUCCAUCGCUAACGCCACGCAAAUGGGCAACUUCCUCAAAAACAACUUCCCAAAAGUAACCCCCUAUCUGGGCGUCAUCGAGCUGCUCUACCCCUCCACACCACAAAACCAAUUCCCCUCCGCAGCCCCCUACUGGCGACCCGCAGCAGACGCCUACGGUGACAUGCGCUACACCUGCCCUGGCAUAUUUCUCUCGGUCUCGUAUCCGAACCACAGCGUAAACGAAAGUUGGAACUAUCGAUGGGAUGUAGUACGCCCUGAGAACGCCAAGAGCGGGCUGGGAGUUACUCAUGUCGCGGAUCAAGGAGCAAUCUGGGGAAAUGCCGGACCUGUCGAGGCACCACUUUCGCCGAUGAUGCAGGCGUAUUGGACUAGUUUCAUCAGGACAAAAAAUCCGAACACUCAUAAGCUACCGAAUGCACCAGAGUGGGGUGAGUUUCUGCCAAAGGGACAGAUCCCGAAUAGUCCCAUGCGGAGGAUUCAUUUUGUGAAUGAUGUCAAGGCUACGGCAAUGGAGACGGUGGAUGAUAACCUGCAACUGAAAUGUACUUGGCUUAAUGCCAUCGGGGGGCGGAUUGGACAGUGA